UUCUGCUCCUAACCUGCUCGGUUACCUGAACCGGGAAGCACCUGCUUUCUGGGUCCAGUUUCAUCGCCUGCUCCGCAGAACACUGGAGUUCUGCGAGGUCUAAAACCCUCCCCAGUACCUGCGCUCCACCUCUCGGGGAAAAGGCGCAGGUGUAAGACCACCGCUGCCGCUUCGGCACUCGGCCUCGGCCAUUUCACAGGUAGCCUGAGAGUUAACUAUCCGUUGCCCCGCCGGGUGGAGUCCAGCCCUGGAAGCUAUUUGUUCCUGGUCAAGUCCCGCUACCCUACCGAAGGCAUUCAUUCCCUCCCUCCUCGGCAUUGGGACCAACCCACCGCCUCACUGGCGCGCGCACAUACACACUCGCACACCUGCCCUGUGCAUUCAUAGCUACCGGCACCCACUCCCUCGCUCACAAACUCCCACACCCGGCCACCACCCGCUUUCGCUCGUGCCCAGGUCGUUUUCGGAUCCGCGCUCCCGGAGCCGGAGCCUCACGGUGGGUGCCCGCGCCCCAAAGCCGAGGCAGAGGGGUACAGGGAACGCGAGCGGCCCCGCCCCUGGGCUGGCCGGGAGGAUGUGAGCUCACGCCCGCCUCCGAGCCCCAGGCGCCGCCAGGAAGCGCCCGCCGGAAGCUACGGUCCGCUCGCUACCGACUGGCUGUCGGAGUUCGCUCCUCGUCAGGACUAGGGCCCGAGCCGCUCGCCCGCCCGCCCCGAUGCUACGCGCAGUAGCUGCUUUCCAAAUGGGUACGGACUGAAAGAGGGCGGUGGUGGGGCUGCGGUAGCGCCCGGCGCCGAGACGCCCCGCCGCCUGGGCCGCUGGGAGAGCGCGGGGGCGCGCCCCACGCCCCACCGCACUUCCGGCCUGGCCACGUGACCCCGCACGCACGUGUUUUGACUUCUCGGCGCCGUGGGCCUAACCACCUCCCCGCGGCCCCGGCCGCUUCUCAGCUGGAGCCGCCGCAGGCUAGGCCCGGCAGCGACGGAGACGCGGUGCCCGCUAAGAGGGACUGAGACGCGGCUUCGCCAUGAACCCCAGAAGCUUGUUCCAGGACUUCAACCCUAGUAAGUUCCUCAUCUAUGCCUGCCUGCUGCUCUUCGCCGUAUUGCUGCCCCUCCGCCUGGACGGCGUCAUUCACUGGAGCUACUGGGCGGUCUUCGCUCCCAUAUGGCUGUGGAAGCUCUUGGUCAUCGCGGGCGCCUCGGUGGGCGCCAGCGUUUGGGCCCGCAACCCUCGCUAUCGCGCCGAAGGGGAGGCCUGCGUGGAGUUCAAAGCCAUGUUGAUCGCAGUGGGCAUCCACCUGCUGCUGCUCAUGUUCGAAGUCCUGGUCUGCGACAGGAUGGAGAGGGGGACCCACUUCUGGCUGCUGGUGUUCAUGCCGCUCUUCUUCGUGUCCCCAGUGUCCGUGGCCGCCUGCGUCUGGGGCUUCCGACACGAUAGGUCUCUCGAGCUGGAGAUCCUGUGUUCUGUCAACAUCCUGCAGUUCAUCUUCAUCGCUCUGAGGCUGGACAGGAUCAUCCGCUGGCCAUGGCUGGUGGUGUUCGUGCCCCUCUGGAUCCUCAUGUCGUUCCUCUGCUUGGUUGUCCUCUAUUACAUCGUCUGGUCGCUCCUGUGCCUGCGGGCCUUGGAUGUGGCUGCAGAACAGCGAAGAACACACGUGACCAUGGCCGUCAGCUGGAUAGCAAUUGUGGUGCCCCUUCUCACUUUUGAGGUUCUACUGGUUCACAGAUUGGAUGGCCACAAUACAUUCUCUUACAUCUCCAUAUUUGCCCCCCUUUGGCUUUCAUUACUAACUUUAAUGGCUACAACAUUUAGGCGAAAAGGGGGCAACCACUGGUGGUUUGGUAUUCGCAGAGAUUUCUGUCAGUUUGUGCUGGAAAUUUUCCCAUUUUUAAGGGAAUAUGGGAACAUUUCAUAUGAUCUACAUCAUGAAGAUAGCGAAGAUGCUGAAGAAACAUCCAUUCCAGAUGCUCCUAAAAUCGCUCCAAUUUUUGGAAAAAAGGCCAGGGUAGUUAUAACCCAGAGCCCUGGAAAAUAUGUUCCCCCACCUCCCGAGUUAAAUAUUGAUAUGCCAGAUUAAGUUCCUUUUCUAGAGAGCAGCAUCAAUGGAAUAGAAACCAUUCACAAACACAAAAUCCACCUUACUUUUGCCUCUUUGUUCAUCCAUCCCAGACCUGAAAUUGAAGACAGGCUUCAGACACCAUCAUCUCAUGCUUGUUGAGGACUGAUGCCUGUCAGUGACUCAUCAGGAUAUACUACAGAUAUAGGAGGUUAUUUUACUUUCUGGCUGUGUUUGUAAGUGGUGUGUAUACAUGUGUGAGAGAGCUUUCUGGUUUGGUGCUUAAGGAGCUAGCUUGGGAGCAGUAAGUUAAAUUGCUUUAGUAGGUCCUUAAAUGGAAUAGCCAAUGCAGCUCGGUAUUUUUAUGUGUACUGUACCUAUCAAAGGUAUUGUUGAAAAUAUUAUUUUUAUACACUGCUAGUCUAAAAUUGUAUUUCAGAUUGUGCCUGUUGUGACAUAAUCAAUAGCAAUGCAAACAAUUCUCUUUCCCACUUGUUUAUAAGCCUCAUAGUUAUUAUUGUUAGUGUUCCUAGUGUUAAAACAGUGUUCUCUUUGAGCUUUGCUGAUAUUGGUCUUUAAUAUCCUAAUAGGUGAAUUUUUCUAAUGCCCUGAAUCCAUACAUAUAUGAUAUUUAUAUGAAUAUUUUAGCAGUGUAAUAUAUUAUGUUGAAUUCCAGUUCUGUGCAGCACAAUGUAUUAUGUUAAAGUAUUUUUUAAGUUUAUAUGUGAAGAUAAGUGUUUAUUGCAGAUAUCCUUAAAGAUUGCUUUAAACAUUAGUAUUUUACCCAGUGUGGAAUCUUAUCACAGUACUAGUCAUGAGUAUAGGGAAUGAAAAUCCCAUGGAUCUUAAUAUUCAGGUGUUAGGUGACUCAGUCUGUACAGUUUUAAGGCCUCUCUUAGUACAGGGAAGAGCCACCAUCCUGUGGGAACAGGUGAUAUGUUCCAGUGUAGUACCAGGCCAUAAAGUGACACUUAUUUGGUACCUUGAGUUUUCCCACACAGGUAGUACCAUCUCUUCAGGAAGAACCACAAUAAACAAUAAGUUAUUUGUGCAUAUUUUAAAAUCUUAGAAUAUUAGUGGUCUACAAUAUAAAGUAUUACUUGUCAUUGGAAAACUGGAGAGAGUGGUCUUAAGCAAAAACAACUAAUAGGAUCAGGUAUUAUUUUAAGGAUGACACUUUUUGAUCUAUCAGCAACAGGGAAAUAAUAGGUCAGGCAGUUUUUAAAAUAACUGCAAUGUUUCUUUAAGUACUGGUGGUACACCAUAGAAUCAGAAGGGCAAAACCCUGAUCCUGGGAGAGUGAUGUUCUUCUGACUGAGAACAAAUAAAUAACAUUGAAAAGAAGGUUAAAAUAAAAAGGUAUAGAGAUAUUACUGGGGAAAAGGCUGGAAGGAAUCCUUUUUUUUUUUUACUUUAUUAUUUUUUUAUUAAGGUAUCAUUGACACACAAUCUUUCGAAGGUUUCACAUGAGCAACGGUGGUUACU
Molecule: messenger RNA, 3544 nt
Organism: Manis javanica (Malayan pangolin)
Lineage: Eukaryota; Metazoa; Chordata; Mammalia; Pholidota; Manidae
Source: RefSeq, a predicted model, not a curated record